CUGUGACACGUGCAACCUGGCCACUGGCGACCCCCCUGGCGUCUCCCCAUCCCCAACCACAGUCGCCCCCACCCCGACCACUGCCACCUCUCCUACUGCCACUCCUACCGCAACUACCACCAAUUCUCCCACGUCCACCCCUACUCCCACCCCCACUGCAACUCCGACCCCUGCCCCUGGAGCGAAUGGAUGCGUUGUGGGGGGGGUGUGCAGCGGCACUUGCUCUGCGCCCCUGAACCCUUGCUACAACUUGGGUAAAGUCACUUAG
Molecule: messenger RNA, 268 nt
Organism: Klebsormidium nitens
Lineage: Eukaryota; Viridiplantae; Streptophyta; Klebsormidiophyceae; Klebsormidiales; Klebsormidiaceae
Source: the annotation of a GenBank genome assembly